CAACAACCAAUGACCAGUCAUCACUCAUCACUGAUUCACGGAAGGUAAAACGAGCCCCGAACUCAAUUACUCAACCAGAGAUCUCAUCAUCUUCUUCUUCCACUGUUUGCUACUUGACACUAGCAUUAUCUUUCGUCUCUCUCUCUCUCUCUCUCUCUCUCGAUCCACCUCUAAUGGGUUUUCCGUCGAACGGAACAUCUGCAUCAGAUAAGCCAUUGAAGUUUCUGAUCUACGGCCGGACGGGGUGGAUUGGAGGACUUCUCGGUAAGCUCUGUGAAGCUCAGGGCAUCGACUACGCUUACGGCUCUGGCCGACUUGAGAACCGAACCUCGCUGGAGGCCGACCUUUCUACCGUCCGACCCACUCAUGUCUUCAAUGCCGCCGGCGUCACUGGUCGGCCCAACGUCGACUGGUGCGAGUCCCAUAAGGUCGAGACCAUCCGCACCAAUGUCGUCGGAACCCUGACACUCGCUGAUGUUUGCAGAGAAAAGGGUUUGAUCUUGAUUAAUUAUGCCACUGGUUGCAUCUUUGAGUACGAUCAGAUCCAUCCUCUUGGGUCUGGGAUCGGAUUCAAGGAGGAAGAUGUCCCUAAUUUUAUUGGGUCCUUUUAUUCCAAGACCAAGGCCAUGGUGGAAGAUCUGCUCAAGAACUAUGAGAAUGUUUGUACCUUGCGUGUCAGAAUGCCAAUCUCAUCUGAUCUAUCUAACCCUCGCAACUUCAUUACUAAGAUUACUCGAUAUGAGAAGGUGGUCAACAUUCCCAAUUCAAUGACAAUCCUGGAUGAACUUCUUCCAAUAUCUAUUGAGAUGGCUAAGAGGAACCUCACUGGAAUCUGGAACUUCACCAAUCCUGGAGUGGUUAGCCACAAUGAGAUCCUGGAGAUGUACCGGGACUACAUUGAUCCCAACUUUGUGUGGAAGAACUUCACUCUGGAGGAACAGGCAAAGGUGAUUAUUGCCCCAAGGAGCAACAAUGAAUUGGAUACCACCAAACUGAAGAAGGAGUUCCCUGAACUCCUACCCAUCAAGGAGUCACUCAUAAAGUAUGUAUUCAAGCCGAAUCAGAAAACAUCUGCAGUUUGACAGUUUUAGAUUAGGUUGUUUGGCAUCUGAUCUUGUCUAUUGAGUUUAGCUCCUGCAUAUUGGAUCUUCCAGUGUUAUUUUGUAUGGGUAAGAAAUGUCACACUUCACAUUCUCAUGUGAAGUAAUUUGUCUUCCCCCAUUGUAUGCCCCAUAGCUCCUAUUUCAUAUUUGAACAGUGUAUUCUUAUCAAAGCAUGAAUAAAUAUAUUGCAAGAGGUUAAGUUUUUUCUUUAA
Molecule: messenger RNA, 1315 nt
Organism: Nelumbo nucifera (sacred lotus)
Lineage: Eukaryota; Viridiplantae; Streptophyta; Magnoliopsida; Proteales; Nelumbonaceae
Product: bifunctional dTDP-4-dehydrorhamnose 3,5-epimerase/dTDP-4-dehydrorhamnose reductase
Biological process (GO): S-adenosylmethionine biosynthetic process
Cellular component (GO): methionine adenosyltransferase complex
Molecular function (GO): methionine adenosyltransferase regulator activity
Source: RefSeq, a predicted model, not a curated record